Molecule: messenger RNA, 1050 nt
Organism: Gamsiella multidivaricata
Lineage: Eukaryota; Fungi; Mortierellomycota; Mortierellomycetes; Mortierellales; Mortierellaceae
Product: WD40-repeat-containing domain protein
Exons: 7
Cellular component (GO): mRNA cleavage and polyadenylation specificity factor complex
Molecular function (GO): protein binding
Source: RefSeq, a predicted model, not a curated record
AUAGAUGGAAAACGUAUGCGGAAAUCGAUCCAGAGAAGAACCGUUGAUUACAACCAUAGCAUAGCACGUUGGAUGCAAAUAUCGCCUUAUAUCAAGAACAAGAGGGAUCUUCCCUUUCUUCGGCCGGAUCCCAACUUUAUUGUCGAUCUUUUGCCGCCAUCUGCCUACACCAACAACCCUAUGAACGCUUGGACACCCGAAGGACGACGUCUGGUUACUGGAUCGUCGAGUGGCGAGUUCACACUCUGGAAUGGCUUGACCUUCAACUUCGAGACCAUUCUUCAGGCUCACGACACUGCAGUCCGAGCGAUGAAAUGGAGCCAUAAUGACGACUGGAUGGUUACAGCGGAUCAUAAUGGAUUUAUCAAAUACUGGCAGUCGAAUAUGAACCCGCUCAAAGUCUUUCAAGGCCACAAAGAGGCCAUUAGGGAUCUCAGUUUUUCGCCAAGCGAUGCUCGGUUUGCGACAUGCUCGGACGAUGGAACGAUUAAGAUCUGGAACUUUCAUGAGGGGAUCGAAGAAAGAACGCUAACAGGACACGGAUGGGAUGUAAAGUGCGUAGAUUGGCACCCACAGAAGUCGUUGCUCGCAUCAGGAAGUAAAGACAACCUGGUAAAGCUGUGGGAUCCAAAGACCGGAAGGACAUUGACGACGCUGCAUGGUCACAAAAACACGAUUCUAGGACUGCAGUGGAACAAAAACGGCAACUGGUUGGCGACCGCGGCGCGCGAUCAACUCGUGAAGAUUUACGAUAUUAGGAUGAUGAAGGAUUUGCAGACUUUCAGGGGUCAUAAGAAAGAGGUCUGUUCGGUCGCAUGGCACCCACAGCACGAGUCCCUUCUAGCGACAGGAGGUUCGGAGGGUUCGAUCAUGUUCUGGACUAUGGGACAGUCGGAGCCGUCGGGAUGCAUGGAGAAUGCGCACGAUUCGAAUGUUUGGUCGCUAGACUGGCAUCCUGUCGGACACAUCCUCGUUUCUGGAUCUAAUGACCAUACGACCCGGUUCUGGACCAGGAAUCGUCCUGGAGAGUCGAUGCAGGACAAGUUCAAU